CUCUCCCUACCCCGAACUAUCUCAUCGCCCCAUCGCCCCAAACCCCUACCUCUCCUCACCCCGAUCGGAAAUGAUGAAGUCCCUCUUCCUCUUCUCCGCGCACCCCGCGCCGCCCCUCCUCCCCUCCCCAAACCUCCGCAGGCUCCUCUGCCUCCGCGCCUCCUCCUCCUCCACCUCGUCCCGCCCUCGCCCGGGCCGCCGCUCCCCGGGCCCCGCCCGCCCCCACCAGCCCCAGCCCUCCUCCCUCUACGCCCGCCCCAGCCUCCUCACCAUGGAGCGCGACCGCGCCGCGCGCCGCGCCGACGUCGACGCCUUCCUCGUCUCCCUCGGCGUCGACCCGGGCGAGCUCGCCGGCCUCGAGCUCCCCGUCACCGUCGACGUCAUGCGGGAGCGCGUCGAGUUCCUCCGCUCCCUCGGCCUCGGCCCCGACGACCUCGCCGCCUACCCGCUCGCCCUCGGCUGCAGCGUCCGCAAGAACAUGGUCCCCGUCCUCGACUACCUCGGCAAGAUCGGCGUCCGCCGCGACGAGCUCCCGCACCUGCUCCGCCGCUACCCGCAGGUGCUCCACGCCAGCAUCGUCGUCGACCUCGCGCCCGUCGUCAAGUACCUCCAGGGGAUGGACGUCAAACCCGGCGACGUGCCGCGCGUGCUCGAGCGCUACCCGGAGCUCCUCGGCUUCAAGCUCGAGGGCACCAUGAGCACCUCCGUCGCCUACCUCGUCGGCAUCGGCGUCGCCAGGCGGCAGAUCGGCGGCGUCAUCACGCGUUUCCCUGAGGUGCUGGGCAUGCGGGUGGGGAAGAUCAUUAAACCUUUCGUCGAACACCUUCAAGGCAUUGGCCUGCAGAGGCUGGCCGUUGCAAGAAUGAUCGAGAAGAAGCCGUAUGUCCUUGGGUUUGGGUUGGAGGAAAGGGUCAAGCCUAACAUUGAGGCGCUUCUGGAGUUUGGGGUCAGGAAGGAGGCGCUGGCAUCCAUUGUGAUACAGUACCCUGAUGUUCUUGGGGUUGAGCUGCGAGAGAAGCUUGUUGAGCAGCAGAGCUUGUUUGAGUCCAGCAUUUUGGUCAGCGGUGAUGAUUUCGGACGAGUCAUCGAGAGGAUGCCACAAGCCAUUAGCCUUGGGCGAGCUGCCGUUCUAAAGCAUGUCAACUUCCUCACAGGCUGUGGCUUCUUGCUGUCUCAGGUGAGCAAGAUGGUCGUGGGGUGCCCCCAAUUGCUCGCACUCAACAUGGAUAUAAUGAAGAUGAACUUCGAGUACUUCAAGAAUGAAAUGGAGAGGGAUUUGGAGGAGCUGGUUGAGUUCCCGGCAUUCUUUACGUAUGGCCUCGAAUCCACUAUAAGAUACCGGCAUGAGAUUGUGGCUAAAAAGGGAUUCACAUGCUCUCUCGCAUGGCUGCUCAACUGCUCUGAUGCGAAAUUUGAUGAGCGUAUGAAGUAUGACACAAUUGGAGUUGAGGAAAUGGAGGAUGAUAAUUCCUUUGACAAAGAUAGGUUUGUGGAGCAAGUACAAGAUGAGGAUGAUGAGGAUAUGGAAGAGGAUAGCGAUUAUGAUGACACCGAUGAUGAGUUCAUCGAAUGAUUCCCUUCGUUCAUAGUAUCUAGUAUCAAUUGUUAGCUGACGAACUUGCAUUUAUGUCUUGAGCUUGAUGCUCUGUUGUAUAUGAUGCAGUAGUGAUCACUAGACUGUCAUUUUUGAAGGAUGUGCUUGAUAAACCAAAUGCUGGAUAUAAUCAAAUUGUAGCUUAGAGGUCUGAUAUAUUCAGAUAUUUCACA
This is a messenger RNA of Aegilops tauschii subsp. strangulata, 1767 nucleotides long. RefSeq names its product transcription termination factor MTERF4, chloroplastic. The record is from RefSeq and is a predicted model, not a curated record. Lineage: Eukaryota; Viridiplantae; Streptophyta; Magnoliopsida; Poales; Poaceae. Gene Ontology annotation, molecular function: double-stranded DNA binding. Gene Ontology annotation, biological process: regulation of DNA-templated transcription; developmental process.